This is a messenger RNA of Candoia aspera, 5179 nucleotides long. RefSeq names its product microtubule associated serine/threonine kinase 3 (gene MAST3). The transcript has 27 exons. The coding region runs from base 155 to 4585 and encodes 1476 amino acids. Gene Ontology annotation, molecular function: magnesium ion binding; protein serine/threonine kinase activity; protein binding. Gene Ontology annotation, biological process: intracellular signal transduction; cytoskeleton organization; peptidyl-serine phosphorylation. Lineage: Eukaryota; Metazoa; Chordata; Lepidosauria; Squamata; Candoiidae. The record is from RefSeq and is a predicted model, not a curated record.
UGGAGGUUCGGCUUUGCAAAGGUCGAAAGGGGGCGCUGCAGAGUCCCUUCGGCUGGGAGACGGGCGGACCUUGGAGGAGGCGGCGGCGAAGAGAGACCGGUGGGCAGCUGGCCGGUCGUUCCCCGUUGACUGGGAGGGAGCUGGCCGGGCGGCGAUGUCCGAUCUGAGCUGCUGGGAAACUCUGGCGGGCACCCUCUUCCGGCGCGCCGAGAGCUGUCGAAGCAGCAACAGGAAGAGCCUAGUGGUUGGGACUCCUUCACCUACCCUUUCUCGUCCUUUGUCCCCCCUCUCCGUGCCAACAGCCAGUAGCAGUCCAGUUGAUAGUCCUCGCAACUUCUCCACUGGUGCCUCUGCCAGCUUUCCAUUUGCUCGCAGCCAUGUUCCUCGAACUGACAGGGCUGAUGGCCGAAGGUGGUCACUGGCUUCAUUGCCCUCAUCCGGCUAUGGGACUAACACCCCCAGCUCUACUGUUUCGUCAUCAUCUUCCUCCUCUCAGGAGCGUCUCCACCAACUGCCCUACCAACCUACGCCUGAUGAACUGCACUUCCUUUCAAAGCACUUCCGGAGCACUGAGAGCGUUCCAGGAGAAGAUGGGCGCCACUCACCAUAUUUUCGUCCUCGGUCCCGCAGCUUGAGCCCUGGGCGGACAAGUGGGACCUUUGACAAUGAGGUUGUAAUGAUGAAUCAUGUAUACAAGGAAAGAUUCCCAAAGGCCACUGCCCAGAUGGAAGAGCGCCUGGCAGAGACCAUUGCCACUUUCUCACCCAGCAGCAUUCUGCCUUUGGCUGAUGGUGUUCUGGGAUUCAUCCACCACCAGAUCAUUGAACUGGCCCGUGACUGUCUCAACAAGUCCCAAGGGGCUCUCAUUACCUCCCGCUAUUUCAUUGAACUGCAGGAGAAGCUGGAGAAAAUGCUAAGAGACGCUCAGGAGCGCUCUGAGAGUGAGGAGCUGCACUUCAUUGAACAGCUGGUCCGCAAAUUACUGAUCAUCAUUUCCCGGCCAGCUCGGCUGCUGGAGUGCUUGGAGUUUGACCCUGAGGAGUUCUAUCACCUCCUGGAGGCCGCUGAAGGUCACGCAAAGGUGGGACAAGGAAUCAAAACAGACAUUCCACGUUACAUCAUCAGUCAGCUGGGACUUGCCAAAGACCCUCUGGAGGAAAUUGUUCAGUUUGAUCAAGUUGACUGCCCUUCCCCUGCAGGAUCAGAGCAGCAAGAUGACCUUCCUGAGAACCAGUCCUCUGCCCCCAUUUCUCGGAGGAAGCCUUGUGAAAGUGAUUUUGAAACUAUCAAGUUGAUCAGCAAUGGUGCUUACGGGGCUGUGUAUCUGGUACGGCACAAGGAGACCCGCCAACGGUUUGCCAUCAAAAAGAUUAACAAGCAGAACCUAGUGCUGCGGAACCAGAUCCAACAGGUCUUUGUGGAGCGCGAUAUCCUGACUUUUGCUGAGAACCCUUUUGUGGUCAGCAUGUUCUGCUCCUUCGAAACCAGAUGCCACCUCUGCAUGGUCAUGGAGUAUGUGGAAGGUGGGGACUGUGCCACUCUGCUGAAGAACAUGGGUCCUCUGCCUGUGGACAUGGCCCGGAUGUAUUUCGCUGAGACAGUCCUGGCCCUUGAGUACCUCCACAACUACGGCAUUGUUCACCGGGAUCUCAAACCAGACAACUUGCUCAUCACAUCCAUGGGCCACAUCAAGCUGACCGACUUUGGCCUGUCCAAGAUUGGCUUGAUGAACAUGACCACAAACCUCUAUGAGGGCCACAUUGAGAAGGACACACGAGAGUUUGUAGAUAAGCAGGUCUGUGGUACGCCUGAGUAUAUUGCUCCAGAAGUAAUCCUGAUCCAAGGCUAUGGCAAGCCAGUGGACUGGUGGGCCAUGGGCAUCAUUCUCUACGAGUUCCUGGUAGGCUGCGUCCCAUUCUUUGGUGACACCCCAGAGGAACUCUUUGGGCAGGUGAUCAGUGAUGAAAUCAUUUGGCCUGAAGGGGAUGAAGCUCUUCCUACUGACGCCCAAGAUUUGAUCACGCAGCUCCUGCGUCACUGCCCUCUGGAGCGGCUGGGCACAGGAGGCGCUCACGAGGUGAAGCACCAUGCCUUCUUCCGCCACCUGGAUUGGAAUGGGCUGUUGCGGCAGAAAGCUGAGUUCAUCCCCCAGCUGGAGGCCGAAGAUGACACCAGUUACUUUGACACUCGCUCAGAGCGCUACCGGCACUUGGGCUCCGAUGAUGAGAAGACCAACGACGAGGACUUGUGUGUGGAGAUUCGCCAGUUUUCUUCCUGUUCCCAUCGUUUCAGCAAGGUUUACAGCAGCUGUGAAUAUCUGGCCACCCCCUCCGCCCUCAACUGCACAUCAUCUGAGCAGGGCCAUGGUGAAGACAGGGCAGAGCGGGGAGGUCACAGCUCGGGAGAUGAGGAGAAGAGCCGGCUAACUAAGACUGAGACCAGGCUUCGUGCCUGGACUUCCUGUGGCUCCACCGUCCACUCCUUCCGUCAAGAAUUCAGCCGCAGCCCUGCCAUCCUGAGCAGCACCUGUAGCCUUGAGGCCAUGCCCAGGUUUGCCUUCUCCUCCGAAGAUGAGAGUCCCUGCCGGGGGGCUGCCAAAAAGGAGCGCCCAGUGUUUAUUGUUGGGGAUCCUGAGGUGGCCACACCCAGAGCACCCAGCAAGGGCUCAGCACUGGCGGCUGACUUGGCCAGCUUGAACCGUGUCCGUCUCAGGAGCAACAGCACAGGUACUAAGAGCUCUACCUCACGAGGUUUGGACCGCGAGAGCAGUUAUCGAGGGGGGCCCCACAAGGAUGCUCCAGGGAAGCAGCCAGUGUCUUCCAGUAGCAGAGUGCCAAAGUCAGCUUCAGUUUCUGCACUGUCACUUAUCAUCAACUCAGAUGACUUUAAUGGGGCUGUUCUCAGGAGCCCCAUCUCACCCCGCUCCCUCUCUUCCAAUCCUUCAUCUCGUGAUUCCUCCCCAAGUCGGGACUCCAUGCUUGGGGGCACCAGUCUGCGACCUCCCAUCGUCAUCCACAGCUCAGGGAAGAAGUAUGGCUUCACACUGAGGGCCAUCCGUGUCUACAUGGGCGACAGUGAUGUUUACGCUGUGCACCACAUGGUUUGGAGUGUAGAGGAUGGAAGCCCAGCUCAUGAUGCAGGACUCCGAGCGGGAGAUCUCAUCACUCAUGUGAAUGGGGAGUCAGUCCUGGGGUUGGUUCACAUGGAUGUCGUAGAGCUGUUGCUGAAGAGUGGAAACAAGGUAUCGCUGAGGACAACCGCCCUAGAGAACACUAGCAUCAGAGUUGGCCCUGCCCGCAAGAAUAGUUCCAAGACACGGAUGGCCCGUCGGUGUAAGAAGAGUCGCAAACGGGACAGUCAGGACAGAAGGAAAUCCCUGUUCAAGAAGAUCUCAAAGCAAACAUCCGUCCUGCACACCAGCCGCAGCUUUUCCUCUGGGCUCCAUCAUUCUCUCUCAUCCAGCGAGAGCCUUCCUGGAUCCCCAACACACAGCCCAUCCCCUGGACCCACUGCUUCUUGCCGCAGCCCUGCCCCGGACUUCGUGCCAGAUUCUGUCUCACCCCAGAGUCCCUCCCCAUCCUCCAGCACCCCCACUUCUCCAGCAGGACAGAUCCGACCAAGUUCCCUACACGGCUUGGUACCAAAGAUCAACAGUCAUCGCUACAAGGUUGGGCGCCGCAAGUCAACCAGCAGCAUCCCACCCUCCCCCUUGGCCUGCACUCCUUCCUCUGUCCCCCAGCCUCCAUCUCCCCAAAGGUCCCCUUCACCACUUCCAUUGUUUACAAAAAAUGUCCAGACAUUCCAAGGCAAGACCUUGUCUCCACCUACAAUUGUCCGUCAAGCAUCCCGGCCUCGCAGUGCAGACAGCUCCCGUUCCCCACUUCUCAAACGAGUCCAGUCAACAGAGAAAAUCCCUACCUGCCUUGCUGAAAAGGUGGUUGGCAGCCGAAAGCUCAUGCUGGAGAUGCCCAUCUUGGGAAGUGAAGGUGCCAGGGAUAGCAACAUGGUCACCUUGGGAGAUGCUGGUAUUUCUCGACUCCGGGACUGGUCUGAGGAACGUCAUGAUCGAGACCACGAAGUGGUGGUUAUGCGGCGGCUGAACUUGUCCGAGCGUCGGGACUCUUUCAAGAAGCAGGAAGCAGUUCAGGAGGUGAGCUUUGAUGAGCCAGAACUUACCUCCAGUGGUGAGGGCCAAGCAGAGAGUAAACCUGUAGGCUGGCGGCAUGGAUCUCAUGCAGCUUCCUGGGUGGAGAACAGGUCUUGCUGCCCAUCUACCCCUGAUCCCCAGCUGCCCCUCGUGCCCCACAUUGCAGUGCAAGGUGAUGAGCCAGCAGGAAUCACAGCAGCAUGGGAAUGCCAGGGAUCAUAUCCUGUCCAGCUGGAGGCCCGGGUCUACACUGAACAAGAUGAUGGGACAAUGGCUGUUGAAUACAAGAGUGUCUCCUCCCAGCACUGGGGAAACUGGGAACAGAGGGAGUCUUCACCCACUCUUGGAGUCACACACAGGACAACCCAUGGGGAGAAGGCAGCAAACGCCCCCUCCCCCUCCCCAAGAUGGCAAUUACAGGAGAAUUUGGAGAAAUGACUGGAAGACCUGUGAAAACCACUUUGUCCCUGGCAGACCAAAAGGGGGACCUUGAAAGAAAGUAAGCCAAUGCCAAGGACUGAGAACUUUGGGAUUCCAUCUUUAUUCUGCUGGUGGGGUCUUUUCUAGCUAUUUACCACUUCUUCCUCCUCCUCCCUGGGAAGCACCCUCUGUUUCUCCUCACAGGUUGGUGGUCAUUCAGGCUGGAGAUUAAGGAAAUGCUGCUUUUCUACUAAUUAGAAAGAAGUUUCCAUUUCAGUCAGAUUUGGGGCUACCAGAUUUGGCACUGAAGUUCCAUUUGGUGCCCUAAGCCCAAGCAUUAAACUUUCCCAUCUGUGCACUGGGUAUCUCCUGGAGUGAGGAUACCCCCAAAUUCAUAAUCUUUCCCACUGGCCCCUUGGCUACUGCCAACUGUGAGAAAAGGCAAUAAAUAGCAAAGGAUAUGAAAUAUCUUUGCUGCCCUAUGUAAGCAUCUAGGGGCGGAAUUUGUUCAUCUAGGGAGUCCCUUCUCUUGCAUUGAAACUGAUAAAAGGAGGAAUUGUAGCAAUGGUAGGAAAACUACGAAUCCCAACCCUAUUAAAUCUGUAAACAUUG